Molecule: messenger RNA, 2922 nt
Organism: Vigna radiata var. radiata (mung bean)
Lineage: Eukaryota; Viridiplantae; Streptophyta; Magnoliopsida; Fabales; Fabaceae
Product: homeobox-leucine zipper protein ANTHOCYANINLESS 2
Exons: 9
Coding region: 1-2454 (817 amino acids)
Biological process (GO): regulation of DNA-templated transcription
Molecular function (GO): DNA-binding transcription factor activity, RNA polymerase II-specific; lipid binding; DNA binding
Source: RefSeq, a predicted model, not a curated record
AUGAGUUUUGGGGGGUUUCUUGAGGUCAAACAAAGUGGUGGAGGAGGUAGGAUCGUAUCAGAUAUUCCUUACAGCAACGGUUCCAACCACAGCAACGAUAUAAUGCCCUCUGGUGCAAUCUCGCAGCCUCGUUUAGCCAGUCCUACUUUGGCCAAAUCCAUGUUUAACUCUCCUGGCCUUUCUCUUGCGCUUCAAAGUGAUGUCGAUGGACAAGGGGAUAUGAACAGAUUAAUGCCCGAGAAUUUUGAGCAAAAUGGGUUGAGAAGGAGCCGGGAAGAGGAGCAUGAAAGCAGAUCUGGCAGUGAUAACAUGGAUGGAGCUUCUGGUGAUGAUUUUGAUGCCGCCGACAACCCACCAAGAAAAAAGCGUUAUCACCGACACACUCCUCAGCAAAUUCAAGAGCUUGAAGCGCUUUUCAAGGAGUGUCCUCACCCGGAUGAGAAGCAAAGGCUUGAACUCAGCAGAAGGCUGAAUUUGGAAACGAGGCAAGUAAAGUUUUGGUUCCAAAAUCGAAGAACACAAAUGAAGACACAAUUGGAACGGCACGAGAACUCGCUGCUAAGGCAAGAGAAUGACAAGCUUAGAGCGGAGAACAUGUCUAUGAGGGAGGCUAUGAGAAAUCCUAUGUGCUCAAACUGUGGUGGUCCUGCAAUGAUUGGUGAGAUUUCACUUGAAGAACAGCAUCUGAGGAUCGAGAAUGCUAGGUUGAAGGAUGAAUUAGACCGUGUUUGUGCACUCGCUGGCAAGUUUUUGGGUCGCCCCAUUUCUUCUUUAACAAGCUCAAUUGGGCCUCCAUUACCAAACUCAAGCUUGGAGCUUGGGGUUGGGAGCAAUGGUUUUGGAGGUUUGAGCACUGUGCCUUCAACAUUGCCUGAUUUUGGGGUGGGGAUAUCGAGCCCCUUAGCUAUGAUGUCAGCUUCAACUAGACCAACUGCAACAUCAACUGUGGUGACUGGUGGGCUUGACAGGUCAGUGGAGAGGUCUAUUGUUUUGGAACUUGCUUUGGCUGCAAUGGAUGAGCUGGUGAAGAUGGCUCAGACCGGGGAGCCUCUUUGGAUCAGGAGUUUGGAAGGGGGAAGAGAAAUUCUCAACUAUGAGGAGUACACAAGGACAAUGACACCUUGCAUUGGUUUGAGACCCAAUGGUUUUGUCACCGAGGCCUCUAGACAAACUGGCAUGGUCAUCAUAAACAGCUUGGCUCUUGUUGAAACAUUAAUGGACUCAAAUCGAUGGUCAGAGAUGUUCCCUUGUAUGAUUGCUAGAACCUCAACCGCUGAAGUUAUAUCUAAUGGAAUAAAUGGAACUAGGAAUGGUGCCCUUCAGCUUAUGCAUGCUGAACUUCAAGUCCUUUCGCCCUUGGUUCCUGUUCGUGAGGUCAAUUUUCUACGCUUUUGCAAGCAACACGCAGAGGGCUUGUGGGCAGUGGUGGAUGUGUCCAUAGACACCAUCCGAGAAACUUCCGGUGCACCCACUUUUGUGAACUGUAGGAGGCUUCCUUCUGGUUGCGUAGUGCAAGAUAUGCCAAAUGGUUACUCUAAGGUGACAUGGGUGGAACAUGCAGAAUACGACGAAAGCCAAGUUCACCAACUGUACAGACCCUUGUUGAGCUCAGGCACGGGGUUUGGUGCACAACGUUGGGUUGCCACCCUUCAACGUCAAUGCGAGUGCUUAGCCAUUCUAAUGUCCUCAGCAGUACCCUCUAGAGAACAUUCAGCAAUAAGCUCAGGUGGAAGGAGGAGCAUGCUGAAGCUAGCACAACGGAUGACGAACAAUUUCUGUGCUGGAGUUUGUGCCUCCACUGUGCACAAGUGGAACAAGCUGAACGCGGGGAACGUGGGGGAGGACGUGAGGGUGAUGACAAGGAAGAGCGUGGACGACCCGGGCGAGCCGCCGGGUAUUGUUCUCAGCGCGGCCACGUCGGUGUGGCUGCCGGUGUCGCCCCAAAGACUCUUCGACUUCCUGCGCGACGAGCGGCUCCGGAGUGAGUGGGACAUCCUCUCGAACGGUGGACCCAUGCAAGAGAUGGCUCACAUUGCCAAGGGACAAGACCAUGCUAAUUGUGUCUCCCUCCUCAGAGCAAGUGCUAUGAAUGCCAACCAGAGCAGCAUGUUGAUUUUGCAGGAGACGUGCACCGACGCGUCGGGGUCGCUUGUGGUGUACGCGCCGGUGGACAUUCCCGCAAUGCACGUGGUGAUGAACGGCGGCGACUCUGCCUACGUGGCGCUUCUCCCGUCAGGGUUCGCCAUCGUCCCUGAUGGAUCCGCGCCCGGCGGAGAGCAACACGGGGGCGCGUCGCAAAAGAGAGCCAGUGGAUGUCUUCUGACGGUGGCGUUCCAGAUUCUCGUGAACAGCCUCCCGACGGCGAAGCUGACGGUGGAGUCGGUGGAGACCGUGAACAACCUCAUCUCCUGCACCGUGCAGAAGAUAAAAGCAGCACUUCACAGCGAGAGUUGAGUGUCACGGGCGCCUCACGUGACUUGUUUAUUAUUAUUAUUAUUAUUAUUAUCAUCGUUACUAUUAUUUUGUUUGGUUUUGGGUAUUAGUUGAAAUUUGUUGUAGCUAAAGUUGCGAUAGGUGGCGCGUGUGAAUGACGCGAGGGGUGGGGGUGUUGAGUCAAGAACGAACCGCGCGUUUGUGUGAAAACUCCUUGCAAGGUGGCGAGGGUCCGAGGCUCGUUUGGGUCGGGUUAGGAUCUUUAACACAUGGCAGGGGUGGUGGUUCGGGUAUUGACUCGGGUCGUCCCUAUGUCUGCUCUACUAGCAGCAGAAGAAAAGAAAAAAAGAAGAAAAAAAAAAAAGGAACAAAAUUGUGUUUCUGGUUAUCAUUUUUAUCUGUAUUGACAUGAGAGUUUGCUAGAAUUGGAUCUAGUAGUUUGUUGCAUAUCAUCAAAUCAAUAAUUUGUUUUCAUUUUUUGACAUUUUA